CGGCCCCGCACAAAGAGGUGUUGGACUCGUUCCUGGAUCUCUUAAGAAAUAUCUUCCCCUCCAACCUGGUGACUGCAGCCUUCCGCUCAUAUACCACCUCCUACAAAACCAUUGAGAAUGGAACUGGAAUUCAAAACAGCACCAAGAUUAAGGUGCCCUACGGAGCCGAGGAGGAGGGCAUGAACAUCCUGGGCCUGGUGGUGUUUGCCAUCUUGUUUGGCGUGGCGCUGCGGAAGCUGGGUCCUGACGGGGAGCUGCUCAUCCAAUUCUUCAACUCCUUCAACGAAGCCACCAUGGUGCUGGUCUCCUGGAUCAUGUGGUACGCCCCCGUGGGCAUCAUGUUCCUGGUGGCCGGCAAGAUCAUGGAGAUGGAGGAUGUGGGCAUACUCUUUGCCAGCCUGGGCAAGUACAUCAUGUGCUGCCUGCUGGGUCACGCCAUCCACGGGCUCCUGGUGCUGCCUCUCAUCUACUUCCUGUUCACUCGCAAGAACCCCUACCGCUUCCUGUGGGGCAUCGUGACCCCGCUGGCCACCGCCUUCGGGACCUCCUCUAGCUCGGCCACCCUGCCGCUGAUGAUGAAGUGCGUGGAGGAGAAGAACGGCGUGUCCAAGCACAUCAGCCGGUUCAUCCUGCCCAUCGGCGCCACGGUCAACAUGGAUGGCGCGGCGCUCUUCCAGUGCGUGGCGGCCGUGUUCAUUGCCCAGCUCAACCAGCACCCCCUGGACCUGGUGCAGGUCAUCACCAUCCUGGUCACUGCCACAGCAUCCAGCGUCGGGGCAGCGGGCAUCCCUGCUGGUGGGGUCCUUACGCUGUCCAUCAUCCUUGAAGCCAUCAGCCUGCCUACCCAGGACCUCUCCUUGAUUCUGGCUGUGGAUUGGCUGGUGGACCGAUCGUGCACUAUCCUCAAUGUGGAAGGUGACGCCUUGGGGGCAGGGCUUCUCCAACAUUACGUGGACCGGUCAGAGUCGGGGAGCUCAGCGCCUGAGCUGAUCAAUGUGAAGAGGGAGACGUCCCUGACUCAGCUGCAGGCACCCCCUGAGGAAGGGAACCCCCUCCUCAAAUCCCAUCCAGGCCCCGCGGGGGAUGCGGGAGCCUUCGAGAAGGAAUCUGUCAUGUAAACGCUGUUGGGGCACUGUCCUUGCCCUGAUGAGAGAUCAUGUGGGAUGAAAGAUAAAUGGACAAGAUGGGGUUUGAAAGUCCCCCACCCACUCACUCCAGGAAGACAGAGGCCCCAGCCUCCACCCCUACAUCAGAGCUCAGAAGCUGCCCUGUCAGGGGUGUAUGGGAAUAUGUCUGAAUGUGUUCCCCUACACUCCUCAGUCCUGGCCCCCACGCAAGGCUAGGGACACCCACCGCCCCAUUCCAGAAGCCAAGCCCCACCAGUUCUCAGGGUACAGGUCCCGAUGUGAAAUUGUCUCUUUUUGCGGGAAGGACAAUCCAACAUUACGAUGGCCACUUUGCUUGUGAUGGUUGACGACCAUGGUGUGUAUGUGCCUGUGUGUGACUUGUAGCUCAUGCAACCACCUACUGUCUGUUGCCUUGAUACAUCCUCCCCCCUGUCCUCAGGACCCUGGAGGGGGGCUGAGGACAAAUACUGCUGUCACUCCAAAGGACACUUUUUUAGACUAUCAAAAUAAAGUGAUUCAUUCAGAAGCA
Messenger RNA from Echinops telfairi (small Madagascar hedgehog), 1656 nucleotides. It is a transcript of the gene SLC1A5, whose product is annotated as solute carrier family 1 member 5. The record is from RefSeq and is a predicted model, not a curated record. NCBI's taxonomy places the organism in Eukaryota, Metazoa, Chordata, Mammalia, Afrosoricida, Tenrecidae. Gene Ontology annotation, molecular function: symporter activity; neutral L-amino acid transmembrane transporter activity; L-aspartate transmembrane transporter activity. Gene Ontology annotation, biological process: L-aspartate import across plasma membrane. Gene Ontology annotation, cellular component: plasma membrane. The coding region runs from base 180 to 1118 and encodes 312 amino acids. The transcript is spliced from 8 exons.